AUGUCAACUUCGAAGUUGGAGAAGAAGAUUUGGACUCUGGAGCAGAAGUUGCGGGAAGAGUUCAAUGCCGAGCUGCACAACGGACUUGCCAAGUUGCUGGCUAGAGUGGACCAUUUGGAAACGGAGAUGCUGCUCCUCAAAGGAGACACGGUUCCGGUAUCAACGAAUUCCAAGCCGAACGAUGCUUUGGCCAGUGACUUCCCAGAAGAUCCUGCUCCGGGGCGGAUUGUUCAGGCGAAGCCUGGGCAAGUGGUGCCGCUUGUGGAUGCAGGUCGAGAGGCCUGGGAUCAGAACGAAAUGCAAGACAUGAAGGACCUCGAAGAUGUCUUGGAGCCGGUGGGCUUUCACGAAUCAACUUGGAAUGUAGUUCUAGUGCUAGGGUUCACAGAGGCUGGAUGGCUGGACAGCUUCAUAAGCCUUUUGCUUCUGCUUGCCAGUGCUGCACUGCAGGUAACCAUUAGUCUCAUCCUGCUGUCUGAAGAUUUCCUGGGGGAGCCGUUUUCCAAGCAUAUAAGCCACGCGGAGAAGUGGAGACGCGGGCUGGCACACGAUUACAAACACAUGGACCUUUCAGAGGUAAGUCUGGCCUCCCGGGUUUGCAAUAAGGAUGACACAAUCAUUGUUUCUACCAGCCAAGCGAAUCUCAUAGCGCAGAUCAACGCCUUCCUGAGUAUCAAGCCAGCACAAGUCGAGCCCACUGAGAUGCGUCGCGGCAUUCUACUCUGCAUGCUCUGCAUUUUUCUCUGGUGUCUCUACCUAUGCAAUGAAUUCCGAUCGAUCGGCCUGUCUUUUGAGGCGAUCUUACAGGUGCCGAGGCGAGCACGGACCAAGUUUCAGCAGGGGCGCUUGGUGAGUAUAUCCUUUGCGCGAUGCUUUGUGUUCUGCUUUGCGCGGCUAGUACGAGGCAUGAUUGCGGGCUUUUUGCUGUACGGUGGCAUCCUUUGGCUAGCUAACACGACAUCUAUCAAAGACCUGGUGCUGAAUGCCGUGGCACUUGGAGCGAUCUUGGAUGUCGACGAGAUGUUCUUUGCGGCCCUGAUGCCCAAGAAAAUUCAAAUCAAGAUUCAGGACCUUGAGGCGAUCAAGGUGGUCUAUUCUCGGAGGCGUAGCCAGUUUGAGGCCUUGCUCCUCCUGGUGUUCAUGACAGUGUUAAUACUAGUGCCUUGGUUUCAGCUCGUGGAACCUCUGGGCGAGAACAUGAAGCUGGUGAAGAAAAAGUUUUGUGAUGGUGAUCAAGAUUUUGUUGUGGACGUCAAUGAGAACCAAGAAGUGACCAUUGGCCGAAACACAACACCUUUCUCAAGCAACAGGAAUGCCACUCUGAUCGAGUUGGCCGUCACAGACUAUGCUUUUUCCAAGGGGAGCAGUUGGCAACGCAUUCUUUUUGAACAGAGCAGAAAGUUCGAAAGCAGACGAACCCAAACCAUGGAGGCCAUAGCGAAAACGGUCUUAACAUGCGAAAACUUCGAUUCCUGGCUGGAUACCAACCAAUCCCAAGACAUGUUGGCAGUGUACGGCCCCUAUUGGUAUUCCACCGCACAUAGUGUCGGUUUUCCCGACGGCAGCAGCUGCGAAGACAUGCGUCAGUUGUGUGACUACGAGGGCUACCACCUUCUCCGCCUGUCUUGUGGUGUGACUUGUGGAUGUGAAGACGUGUUUGUGAAUCCCUGGUACAAGGUGGAGUACCAUGGCUGCUCGAAAGGGUGUCGUGACUCAAUGAAAUUCGGCAAGAUGCGGGAUCUCAACUGCACGGACGUCCCAGUUACUUCGAGGAGCUGGCAAGACUUUUGGGAGAUGUACCCUGACGAGGUGGAGGCCCUUGCAGUGGUCUUAAGCCAGGCAUUGAGAAACGAAGUGAAGGCCAUUGCCCAAAAGAUGCUGACUGAGGGCUGUAGUGCCUUGCUGAAUGUGUCUGAAGACCCGGUGACACUUACAAACUAUUGCGCCGGCAACACUAAUCCUGAGCUCUGGUCUGCGGCCCCACUGCGUCAGCUCUGCCCCGCUACCUGCUGCUCUCAGGAGCUGGGGAUGAUCGAAGGGGAGGAGGCUGAGAUCUUCAGCCAGCAUUCAAGCCGAGAGGACUUGCGCACCUUGCCAAAGUGGGAGUCGCUGCUGCUUCCGGCACUCGAGGGAGGGCUGGCAGCCGAUCGGAGGAUUCAGAUGCCUGCCGAGUACUUCUCCAUUCAUCCACAAUGGUCCCCAGGGACCAAAGUCACUGUUCGCAAGUCGCAUGCAGCCAAGCAGGCGUCCGUUCGCCCGAGCGUCUCGGUGAUGCGGGUGAAAAGCCUGAUGGUCGACGAGGGCUCCAUUUUGCAAAGGUUCGUUUUUCAUCCGGAUGCUCUCCCACGGCUUGCGUGGCUUUGCUUCGGAAUGCUCUUGAUUUUUUGGGAUGUCGUGACCAUUCCCCUGAUCCUGGGCGGGGUGGACAACGCGACCAUGGAAUUCCUCUACUGGGCCAGCUUGGUGACUCUUGCGUACUGGAUCUUCGACUUGUUCGUCAACUUCUUGACAGGCUAUGACACCGGAGCCGGGAUCGAGAUGCGGCCAAGACAGAUCGCCUGGCACUAUGCAAAGUCGUGGUUCAUUCCUGACUUGAUCCUCGUGAUUAUCGAGCUCGUGAUUAAAACUCUGGAGUUUGUGGCCACUACUAUCGAGAGCUCAGAGGAGCUUGGCUCUGUUCGUGUGCUUCGCAUCGUUCGUGUGAUGCGCUUCCUGCGACUGCUGCGUUUGCAGAAGAUUGCACGAAUUGGGGAGCUCAUUGCCAAGCAUUUCACCUCGCUCCUUGGCCUUAUUCGGUAA
Molecule: messenger RNA, 2799 nt
Organism: Symbiodinium sp. CCMP2456
Lineage: Eukaryota; Dinophyceae; Suessiales; Symbiodiniaceae
Source: the annotation of a GenBank genome assembly